Eimeria tenella is the source of this 1029-nucleotide messenger RNA. RefSeq lists its product as uncharacterized. The annotation marks the transcript as partial. The record is from RefSeq and is a predicted model, not a curated record. The transcript has 3 exons. Lineage: Eukaryota; Apicomplexa; Conoidasida; Eucoccidiorida; Eimeriidae.
AUGAUGGCAAUGUCCGAUGCUGCUGCUGCUGCUGCCCCCCCCCUUUGGCCCCUGCCCACCGCAGCCCAGCCGCUUGCUGCAGCAGCAGACAGACCACGAGGUCUCCACGCAUUUAAGCAGCAGCAGCAGCAGCAGCAGUACGCGUACCACGCUGCGGACCCACCGCGCCAAGAGCAGCAGCAGCUGCUCCGCCUGCAGCAGCAGCAGCAGCAGCAACAGCGGCAGCUGCUGCAGCACCCCAGCAUCAAGGCAAUGCAGGAUCUGCUGCGCCAUGCGGCAGCAGCAGCAACAGACCCUCCUUCCACUGGUGCUGCUCGACAGGGGCCCCCGUGGGGCCCCCAGCUGGCCCCCCUAGGGGGCCCCCUGGGGGCCCCCCAGGGGGACCCCCUAGGGGGCCCCCUGGGAGCCCCCUUAGAGAGCCACUUGUACCCUUUGGAGGGGGCCCUCGAGGAGGGCGUGGGGCUGCUGCAGGCGGUGGGGGACAUUGAGCGCAGCAGCAGCCGCAGCAGCAGCAGCAGCAGCAGCAGCAGCUUGCUGCCGCUGAUAAUAGAAACUUCGAGUGAAGGCAGCAGCGAGUCGGAAGCAGAUGAGGACUGGGCGGAGUUGACUUUGGAGGGAUCGGAAGAUGGGGAUCGGGAUCCUGUUCGAUCCCAGCCCCCCUUUGCAGCCCAGCAGCAGCAGCAGCAGCAGCAGCAGCUGCAACAGCAGCACCAGCAGCAGCAGCGGGAAAUGCUUGCUGCUGCGGGCGCCUUCUUUCCCGCUGCAAGGGAUAGGCAAGGACGUGAGACAACCGCGGAGGUGAUGAGGGGCUAUGUGCGGGAGGACCAUUCUGCUGCCUCUGGCCCCUGGGAAGGCGCCACUCAGCAGCAACGAGCAGCAGCAGCAGCAGCACAGCAGCAGCAGCAGCAGCAGCAGCAAAGGAGCUUCUCGUUUAUGCGGGACCUAGCGACGGCGUUUAGUUCGCGUCUAUUGGGGGUGGUCGGCGGCAGUCGCGACAGAGACAAAGAUGCUGCUGCUGCUGCUGCUGCA